Messenger RNA from Dujonia railenensis, 2103 nucleotides. Lineage: Eukaryota; Fungi; Ascomycota; Pichiomycetes; Serinales; Debaryomycetaceae. The record is from the annotation of a GenBank genome assembly.
AUGAGUCUUUUAGAUAUAGUUGCAUUUAGAUACCUCAAUGGUAUUAUAGCGAAAGAAAGUAUACCCAGUGCUGAUGACGAGGUGAGCAAUGAAGAUGUUAACCAGGUGGUAAUAACAUUCGUACAUGAAAUGGAUAAUCUUGGUUAUAUGGUAGACAGAGAGGUUUACGAUCACUUAUGUGACUGGAGCUCAGAGCAUAUUUCAAGUAUAUUAAACAUAGCCAAGGAAUCGGUAGGUGCAAACGUCGACCAUAAACCAAUGUACCCUAAUUUCCCAGAACAAGUCAUGGCGCUUUCCGAGACCGAAUUAUACUUCAAUGCUUUCAUACACUACUGGAGCAGAGGAAGAGUUUUUCCAAAUACAGAGGUAACUAAGACCAGGUCAUUCUUAGAUGAAGUGAAUAGAAAGACUCGCAUAAGUCUAGUCACUGAAGGCGAUCUCAAAGCAUUUUUCUUUACAUUACUUUCAUCUAAAACUUCGAUUCCUGAAAGCUUGAGAAGAUUUGUUGAACUUGGACUCUCUAAGGGAUGGCAAAAUGAAUUCACCCAAAAGAUACCAUUCAAAGAAACUUUAUGUCUUGUGGCAAAGUAUAAAGUGGAACAGGGUGAACCAAUUUCAAAUAUUGUAGAAACAACUACGGAUGUCCUAAGAAUCAUGGCGGCACUUUCCGACAGUGAUAUUGAAUUAAAGAGGAGAGUAAAAUUCAAGUCUAUGAAUAGAAAAACUAGAAGAUUUAUCAUUGGUGCCUUAGAAAGAGUGAUAAAUAUUGACGACGUCAAGAAGUACGAGAGGUUAUGGAUAAUAGCAUUCCAUUCGUUGCAUAUUAGUGAGUAUGGUGGAAGAUGUGCAAAAAUUGCUGCCCAAUUUCGUAAUGAAAGGAAUGUAAGAACUUAUGAUACGUGGGUUUCUGAGGAUAUAAAGAAUGGAAACGUUUUAAGAGCAGCAGAAACAUUAUCAAUGAAACCUUCAGUUUUCGCUCGAUCGCUAGAUAAACUUUUACGUGAUUCACUUGGAAAUAAGUCUUGCGAGACCAGAGUUUUGAGAUGUUUUGCUGGAAUAGCGGGUAAUAUUGAAACUAAAGUUAUGCUCCAGUUGUUGGGACAUUUCCUGAAUAGAGAUGUGGGGGACCUUGGUGAUAGAAUAGUCGUGACCGCUGGAACUAAAGGUAAGACGAUAAUUGUACCCAAAUUGGAUCCAUUGCCUACUGAAGUAGUCAAGAGAGUUCUAAUUAUUAUCAAAAUUGCUUUGGUCCACCAGUUCAAACUGAAAGAAGAUUUAUUCAAGGGAAAGUCUAGUGUAUUUAUCGAGCCUGAAGUAGAUGAUAUAUUGUUGCCACUCCAGUUAGCUUCAAUUUCAGAGACGAAGAGAACCAUAUCGCGUGGAUCCAGUCUACCACUUGAUAUGAUCCCAGAAGAUGCAGAGAAAAAAAUACUUAGACUUUUCGUAUAUUGGGUAGGACAGGAUAUAGAUUUGUCUGCAUACUUCACCAAUGAAGAUUUUUCAAAGACUAGCCAGGUUUCAUACACUAAUUUGAAAAAUUCCUUUGCAAGACAUUCUGGUGAUAUAACAAGAGCUCCAGACGGGGCAUCUGAAUUCAUUGAUAUCGAUAUGGGAUUAGCUCUAGAAGCUGGCCAUAGAUAUAUCGCAAUGGUUGCAUUUGUUUUCCGUGGACCAGCUUUUGUUUCACACAAGACUUGCUUUGCAGGAUAUAUGCUUAGAGAGGAAAUGCAAAGUGGUGAGGUAUUUGAGCCCUCCACGGUUCACAGGAAAUUCGAUAUUACUAGUGAGCUGAGAUCAACUAUCCCCUGCUUAUUUGAUAUGAAGGAGAGAAAAUUAGUAUGGCUAGAUUCUACAUUACCGAAUGGUGGGGUUAGUCUUAACAAUAUUCAUACGAAUGGGGGAGAAAUUAUGAAAUUCUUGCAAGCAUUUAUCUUAUUGAGGAAGAAAAAGGUUAGUGUUCCUGAGCUUGUUAAGUUACACAUGGCUUCUAAUGAGGGGAUUACAUUAAGCUCUAUUAAGGAAGAGGAUUCCUUUGUGGUGGGUCUAGGCGCAGGCGACCUUGACGUCAUUGAUUUCGCUGAGAUCAAUUCGAAGUGGAUAUAA